CUAACCGGCAGCUGUUCCGCCUCAUGUACCCCACGAUAACCGCCGCCCUUCGCCCCGCCGCGCCCUACUACAUCAACACCGCGUGGCCCACCAUGACAUUCGCUCGCAUUGCAUCAUCUCCGCGCCCAACUGGUGCACCAAAAACCGCAAAAUGUCGACCAUAGACCUGCCAUUGACGCGCGAGUCCAUCGGCGCUGCGCAUACCCUGAUCAAAUCACACAUCCACUCUACGCCAGUGCUCACCAACACCACCCUCUCAAACCUCGCAUCGACGCCACAAACCCCGGAAGCACUGAAGGGAACACCAUGGGAGGGUCAGGAGCCUGCGAACCCCAAGAUCAGGUUGUUCUUCAAGGCGGAGAACUUCCAGAAGAUCGGGGCAUUCAAGGUCAGAGGCGCAUUUCAUGCGGUCUUGAGGCUGGUCGAGGAGAAGGGAAUUGAGGAGGUUAGGAAGAAGGGAGUGGUCACACACAGCUCCGGCAAUCAUGCUCAGGCCCUCGCUCUCGCUGCCCGCAUCCUCUCGAUCCCCGCCCACAUCGUCAUGCCCUCCAUCUCCACAUCCAGCAAGAUCUCUGGCACCCGCGCGCAGGGCGCCAUCAUGCACUUCUCCGGCUCCACGGCCUCCGAGCGCGAAGCCGUCGUCGCAGAAGUCAUGAAAGACACUGGCGCGACCCUGAUCCCGCCAUACGACCACCCGCACAUCAUGAUCGGUCAGGGCACCAUGGCACUGGAAAUGGAGCAGGAGGUCGCGAAGCUGCUGGAGGAGAAGCCGGAGCUCAGCGCCCACUUCAAAGACGGGCAGCAAGGAGGCAAGGUACUAGACGCUCUCAUCGCGCCCUGCGGCGGCGGGGGCAUGCUCUCCGGCAAUGCGAUCUACUUCCACGGCACGCCCACGCGCGUCUUCGGCGCCGAGCCGGAGUUCGAGGGCGCCGACGAUGCGCGCCGCGGUGUCGCGGCCGGCGAACGCAUCACCUCUGUUAAGACGCUCACCAUUGCGGACGGGCUGCGCACAAACCUUGGCCCGCAUACGUGGAAGGUCAUCUCGGACAAAGAGUAUGUGGCUGGCCUGUACGCAGUCACGGAGCAGAACAUCAAAGACGCGAUGCGCCUCGUGCUCGAGCGCAUGAAGUGCUUCGUCGAGCCUAGCGCGGUCGUCGGCCUGGCUACCGUGCUGUACAACGAGGAGUUCAGGAAGAUGGUGGAGAAGGAGGCUGGCGAGGAGGGCUGGGAUAUUGGGUUGAUUUUCAGCGGCGGCAACACAACUAUCGAGGCUAUCGUGAAGAUGUUUGGCAACGUUGGAGAGGAUGAGAAGCAGAGGGAGGCAGGCGUGGUAGGUGCCGACGGCAAGAAGGAGGUUGAGAAUGUUGCGGGGUGAAAACGGGGAGGAGCCGUGAAAUUCCGUAGGAGCGCCCGGAGGCUCUUGUUGCGCACAGGGCGCUCUACUAGGGGCGAGAUGCUGCUGUAUGCUGGCUACACACGAUUGAUGCAAUGAGAUCACGUAACUAUCAAGGAUCAUAUGACAACUCAAGUGAAAC
Boeremia exigua is the source of this 1535-nucleotide messenger RNA. Its product is annotated as pyridoxal-phosphate dependent enzyme-domain-containing protein. The coding region runs from base 152 to 1375 and encodes 407 amino acids. The record is from RefSeq and is a predicted model, not a curated record. Gene Ontology annotation, biological process: pyruvate biosynthetic process; L-serine metabolic process; D-serine biosynthetic process. Gene Ontology annotation, molecular function: pyridoxal phosphate binding; L-serine ammonia-lyase activity; ATP binding. Lineage: Eukaryota; Fungi; Ascomycota; Dothideomycetes; Pleosporales; Didymellaceae. The transcript has 2 exons.